AUGAUUGGGGGGGGGGGGGGGAGUUCGAGCACCCGGCAAGCGGAGCGGCGGCCACCUUCAACCCCGGAUUCAGUUUCCGGGCACAGAAAUGGUGCCCGGAGGCCGCUACUUUCGCAUCUGCGUCGCUUCUGCCUCCGCCGACACGGCCUCCCUCCCCUCCCCCACGGGCGGGGCGACGACCGGGAACCAGGGCCGCAAACCAGCGGGGGGCCAGGCUGGUGGGCUUCCCACCCUGAAAUUGCGUCUGCAGAAGCCCACCGGCCGGCUUCGCGGCUUGGCGCCUGUCGGCGCGCUCCUGGAGCUGCGGCGGACAGGGUCCCGCCGAGCAGCCUCAUCCCGGCAAGCCCCAGCCCCACCUGUGCCCUCCUCUGCACCACGCGCGCGGGUCAUCUUCCUCCCCACGCAGCCUCACGCUCACCUUGCAGAAAAGGCUCGGCUCGGCACACACGCACGCACUCUGGCUGGCGUAGGCAGCCGGCGAGAACAAUGUUUCUGCCGCGGUACCCCAGACAGCGAGCGCACACACCGGACGGUUGCUGCGAGCCGCGGGAGCGGAGUGAAAUGUCCCCUGCCGACCACCACACCGACCGCCCCUCUCGGCCCCCGUACACACCUCCAACCAACAGCGGCGGCGGGCACGUCGCGCGGAGGUCAGGAGUGUCGCGGAAUCGGCCGCAGCAGAUUCUCCUUCCUCGUCUAAGCCCGAGGCUUGGGAAUCCGGAGACCUGCAAGCUCGGGCCCCUCGAAGCCGCUUCUUCCCCAGAGCCUAAAGCUGCAACGAGCGACAAGAACACGGACGUCCCGCCCCCUUUGCCGCCGCCCCCUCUUAUUGUUUUACCCCUGCCGAAAGGGCUAGGGAACCCCCCAGAACAACGCCAGCCAAUCAGACAUCACCAUGGAGAGCAGGACCCAACCCUCUCGCGUCCCUCUGCGGAGCACGCGCAGUACGGCGCCGCGCUCGCGCACUCGGGCGUCCGGAAAGCCAGGGAACCGGAACCGGCCUAGAGCCCGGGCCAGAGCCCGCUGAUUUGACGUCACAAGGAAGCUGCCUUUCUCUUGCAGUGAUGCUGAGUCUCCUGUCCUCUCAGGUGGCGCGAACAAAAAAAGCUGGCUCCUCGCUGAGCAGUGUCUUUUACUAAAGGAUAGUCCUGGAGCCUUUAUUCGUGCUAAGAUGUCCCUAAACUAGGGGCCUGCAGGUUGCUGCCUUAACGGAGCAUUAAAAUGCAGUGUUCAACUCUGCACAGGGAGCACACCUAUUCUGCUUAUUGACCUGUUUUAGGAAAUGGAGGUUUUAAGCCUUUCAAGUCAGUAUCAUCCAGCUAGUUUAAAAGGGUUGCUGAGUCGUGCGUGGAGUAUUGGGAAAAAAAAAAACAAAACACCUUGGCCUGUAUAGACUUGGGUCUCUUGUAUGGCCUUGAUCAUCCUUAAAAGGAACCAAGCAUUUACAAACGAAGGCUCAAAGGCUUAAAAAAAUGUCGUUUACAGAUCUGGGACUCAGUUGUGGACACU
Myodes glareolus (Bank vole) is the source of this 1509-nucleotide messenger RNA. Lineage: Eukaryota; Metazoa; Chordata; Mammalia; Rodentia; Cricetidae. The record is from RefSeq and is a predicted model, not a curated record.